Salvia splendens (bonfire salvia) is the source of this 725-nucleotide messenger RNA. RefSeq names its product ethylene-responsive transcription factor 5. The coding region runs from base 84 to 608 and encodes 174 amino acids. NCBI's taxonomy places the organism in Eukaryota, Viridiplantae, Streptophyta, Magnoliopsida, Lamiales, Lamiaceae. Gene Ontology annotation, biological process: regulation of DNA-templated transcription; ethylene-activated signaling pathway. The record is from RefSeq and is a predicted model, not a curated record. The transcript has a single exon. Gene Ontology annotation, molecular function: DNA binding; DNA-binding transcription factor activity.
UAUCUCAUCUCUCUCUCUCUCUCACUAAAAAACACUUAAAUUAAACUAACUAAUCUUGAUUUGAUACAUAAUAUUUCGUUUCCAUGGAGAUGGAGUUUGCCGAUGAAUUUUCCGCAAUCGAAAGAAUCAGAAUGCAUCUCUUAGGAGAAUUCGAGAGUGAUCGCACACCGUCGGUUUCCGCCUCGGAAUCGUCGUGCGAUUCAGAGCUGUCCUUCUUUGAUUUUGAUCGGCCGCCGGUGAUCGACCUCUCGCUGCCGGAAUCGCGGCCGGCGGCGAAGAAGCUGGAGUGGAUCGUGUUCGGGGGUGGUGAUGAUGAUGAUGAUGAUGAUCAUGAGCGGGUGGUGGAGGAGGAGCAGCACUACAGAGGGGUGAGGCGGCGGCCGUGGGGGAAGUAUGCGGCGGAGAUACGUGACCCGAAGCGGCGGGGGUCGAGGGUGUGGCUGGGGACGUUCGAGACGGCGGCGGAGGCGGCUUGGGCUUAUGAUAGGGCGGCCUUCAGGAUGAGGGGUAGGAAGGCGAUCCUCAACUUCCCGCUCGAGAUUCAGCGGGAAGCGGCGGAGAGAGGAGGUGGAGCCAGAGAGAGGAAGACGGUGAAGUGUGAGAAAUGAACACUUGCUGCUCCACCGUAAAAUGUUCUGCUAUGAUCUCACUUUUCUAGCUAAUGUUUGAAUGUUAAUUGAGUUUUUUUUUUCAAGAAUUUAUUUUCAUUUUCAACUUCCUUUUAA